AUGCUGCCACUUUACAGCGACGAGCAAAGUAGAUGCACAGGAGCUAGCAGCAGUGGCGCGGCGGGGGCCGUGGACACUGUAGACAGUUUGACGAGUUGCUGUGUGCAACAUCAAGGAGCAAAUAAAGGUCCUGGAAAAAUAAAUCAUGGAGAUGAUCCUGCGACCUGCAAAGGAAUAGGAGUAGGAAAUAAGCAGGACCACAUGGAAAUAGUGGAAGAAGUAGGUGGUCAACAAGACGGGAACAGUAAGAGCAACAGCGGAACAAGUGGUAACAGCUUGGAGCAGGAGGGAUCGCUCAUGUCCGUUUACGACGUAGAACCUUUAGAGCAGGAACAUGACAAGUCCACAAAAAAGCCCACGACGGAAAGCUGCGAAAUCCAAAGUUUUCUCUAUGACAACCAAACCUCCUCGAGGCCAUCUCACAACCGCCCCGCGACCAGCGAGUCGAGUCGCAACGCCACAGUGUCGGAGGGAACCGGGGUCUUGUCAUCCGCCCAAUCGGGAUUGAGUAGCCAAGCCAGGGAAAGCGCAAGCUCCAUGUACGCGAAUGAGGGUGAUCUAUUGAUGGGCGACCACAACAACUUCCGGGGCCGUUUGCAUUUGGGCAGUUCGGAGGGGCGGAAUGAAGAGAAUAGAUUGCCACCGAUUUUAGGCACCACCUCCAGUGGAGUUGUUCCUGCCCUAAUGGGACCUCCGACGGAUACCUCAGGUGACCACGAUACACCUGCAGAAGCAUGCUCCUCGGGUGACAGCUACUACGCUGAUAUGAUAUCUGCGGGUUCCUCCUCACCCGCGGAUGUUGGUGGUUCAAAUAAUAUAGCAGGAGGAAUAAAAAUAAAUCAUACGGAUCAUGCCUUGAAUACAGCAUCCGGAACCAAAACGAAAAAAACGCCAACCUGGAAGAAGAUGGCACACAGUGUUUUCAACAAAAUGGGCAGCAGCAAGGGUUGUGCAGUCUCAACACCAACACCUACUACUACGCCAGAACAUAGUCCUGAAAAGCAGCCGGACUCCUGCUCUCUACCCUUGAUGAAGAACCUAGCCGGACCACCUCCGCCCGAUCAUGCGGGUGUGGUCGUGCCAAAGAAAUCAAUGGCGUCCUCCUUUCUCGGCCGAGGUGCCGACCACAAGGCGUCUGUUCAAGUCGCGCCAAUGGUGCCAUCGUUGGACAGCGAUAACUUCAGUAAUUGCAUCCUGCCUCGCGUGCCGACUUCUUCCGACGCGGACCUGCUGUCCCAGGGAUCGUCGGGAACAAAAGGGAGCAACAAGUCGGGAAGUGGAGGAAGUAAAAAGGGAUCACCCGGAGGUGGAGGAGGAGGGGGGAAAAACAGUCCAACCGGGGCGGAAAAAGGAACUGUGAAGCUUCCAGCGGUAGAACAAGUACAACAAGGUACUAAUCAUGCUGCUGCGCCAUCGUCCUCCAAAACAGCACCAAAUACUAGUAGUGGUAACAGCGCAGCCUCGAAGUUUCUGUCGCAAGCGAAGAGCAAACUGGCUGCGAUGAAGACGUCGACUUUUGGCGGGACGAGCGGAACUCCAGUUGUUCCAGAUUCACCAAGUGGCUCAUCUCCGCACGGAAGCAAGCAGGUGCCUCCAGUAAAGGGC
Molecule: messenger RNA, 1605 nt
Organism: Amoebophrya sp. A120
Lineage: Eukaryota; Dinophyceae; Syndiniales; Amoebophryaceae
Source: the annotation of a GenBank genome assembly